AUGAAUAUUCCGGAAUACAAUACGGAAUUAGUCAAUAGUGUUGUUUUAAAUUUUGCCAAUAAAGUACAAAGGAAUAAUGGAAGUUUAUUUUCAACUUACGAUUAUCUUUAUGAUAAUAUGGAAAAUAAUAUGAAUAACAAUAUGAGUUAUUCCGGUGGUUUACAGCAUUUAUCAACUAUGUUUCAACAAUUACUUUCUAAAAUAUCUGAUAAUCAGACAACAUAUAAUAUAUCAAGUUCAAGUUUAUCGUCUUCUUUAUCCGAAAUAUUAUUUCCAUCGUCAUUAUCUAGUGGAUCAUCAUUAUCUUCAUCAUACAAUGACGCAAAUUCUUAUCGUCUUCUUUCAAUAAUAUCUCUUUGGUUUGUUCUCAUUUUAAAUCCAAUUUUGAUUUUAUUUGGUGCCAUUGGUAAUCUUCUUACUAUAUAUAUAUUAAUAAAUUGUAAUAUUGUUAAAUUACCUGUAUCAUUUUACACAGUCAUGCUCAAUAUAUCAGAUACACUUAAUUUAUUAAUACCAGUAUUCAUAUUUUGGCUUGAUAAUUGUUUUAAUCGAACACCUGAACGUGGUUAUUUUCGAGAUAAAUCAAAUUUUUUAUGUAAAGCUUUGAUGUGCCCUGAUCAAUUAUUUGCUGCACUCAGUGCUUGGUAUAUGUGCGCUAUAUCAUUCAAUCGCUGGUAUUCAGUGUGUCGUCCAUUAUCCUAUUUUUUUCAUAUGCCAUCUCAUCUAUCGAAAAUAUCAUCUGGACCUAUGAAAAAUAAUAUUAAUGAAAAUAAUCGUGGACAGAAAAAGUAUCCACCUAAAUCAUCUUUUUCUUCAUUAUCAUCAUCAUCAUCAUCACCACUACGAAGAUCAUCAAUUUGGUCUUCUCUUAAUUGUUGUUAUUGUUUAACACGUCAUAUAAAACAUCGUCAACAUUUACAAGCAUUUCGUAGUAUUGCAAUUAUUACAUUAGUAGGUAUAUUAUGUUGUCUUUAUCCAAUAUUUAUGCAUGAGCUUCGACCAAUUAUAUUAACAAAUCGACAUGAUUUUGAUUUAAAACAAAAGACCAAUCGUAAAUAUGCUGUUAUUUGGAAACGUUGUUAUUAUAAUGAAAAACAUGAAUAUGCUUAUGAUAUUAUUGGAAUAAUAUUAUCUUGUUUUUUACAUGUAUUACCUUUAACAUUUGUUGCUGUAAUGAAUAUAAUGAUUAUAAUAACAUUAAGACAACGACAAAAUCUUAUGAGUAUAUCAACAAAUACAACACAAUCUCCAAUAUCAAUUAAAAAAACACGAAUACCAUUACAUUAUUUACGAAAACGUAUCUUGUAUAGAUAUAGUAGUUCAUCAUAUAAACAAAAUGAACAAACUCAAGAUACACAAGAUGAGAUAACAAAAUCUUCCUCUCAAUCACCAUUAGUAAGAACUUAUAAAGAUCAAGCAACAUUAACUGAUCUACCAAUUCAUACAGUUAAAUUAGAACCUUCACAAAUUAUUACAACAUCUAAAAGUACUGGACAAAGAAGACAUUAUUCACGAGAUCGAACAAUUACAAUUAUGCUUGUUAGUGUUGCAUUAACUUAUUUAAUAUUAACAUUACCUUAUCGAUUAUUUUGGUCUUAUAAUGUUUAUAUAAAACGUAUGCAUCCCGAAAAAUUAAAUUCUUCAAUUUAUUUAUUAAAAAUGCAUUAUAUUGAUCAUGUACUUCGUACAAUACGUAAUAUGCAUUAUGGUACGAAUUUUAUUUUUUUUAUAUUACUUUCAAAAUCAUUUCGUCGAAAAUUUCAACAAUUAAUUAUUGAAAAUUUUUUUCCUAAGUCAAAUAGAUUAUAUAAUAGAAAUAUGGAUACUUAUAGUAAUACUACUUACAAUAAUACUGAAAUGAAUAAUCUACAACGAAAUUUUACAAAAUUAGGAGAAAAAAUUGAAAACAACGAAAAACAAACAAUACUCAAUAAAAAUAAUAUGAUUGGAAUGAAAUAUUCAACAAACCAUAUUCUUCAAGAGUCCCUCGAUUUUAUUGAUAAUCUCUCAAAAGAACAAAACGAAAUACGUUCCAUAGUUAAAUGUGAUCAUGAUGAGAUAUUACAUGAAUUGAAAUAA
This is a messenger RNA of Rotaria sordida, 2079 nucleotides long. Lineage: Eukaryota; Metazoa; Rotifera; Eurotatoria; Philodinida; Philodinidae. The record is from the annotation of a GenBank genome assembly.